Centropristis striata (black sea bass) is the source of this 3611-nucleotide messenger RNA. It is a transcript of the gene egr3, whose product is annotated as early growth response 3. Gene Ontology annotation, molecular function: DNA-binding transcription factor activity, RNA polymerase II-specific; RNA polymerase II cis-regulatory region sequence-specific DNA binding. The record is from RefSeq and is a predicted model, not a curated record. Gene Ontology annotation, biological process: regulation of transcription by RNA polymerase II. The coding region runs from base 521 to 1591 and encodes 356 amino acids. NCBI's taxonomy places the organism in Eukaryota, Metazoa, Chordata, Actinopteri, Perciformes, Serranidae. The transcript has 2 exons.
UGUUCGUAUUCGGUGUGUACAAUUCUGUACAAUAAAAUAUUAAGGAAAUUUGUGAAAAUGUUAUUAAGCUCACUAAUGCAGAGAUUGGAUUGGAAACACUUAAAUUUUUUACCCCCAUUUUGUGCAGAUGUUCUUUGUUGCAAAUGUGUUUUGAAUCCUUGAGCAUGAUAGAUGUGGCGUCUGCCUUAUAAUCCUCCCUGCUGUAAAGAAAUCAGAUCUUGCCAUUCAGUUUGGCUGUCCUCCUGAGGGACACAAUGACUGGAUCAAAGGGGGUGUUUAGGUCUUGAUUUAUGAGAGCUUGUGGGAUCUGAGAGAGAGAGAGACACCACUGUCUCACAUGCAGUAGUCACUCACUUAACUUACAGGUCUGACAGCGCUCACAUUUCUUCAUGAACUGUAGUGGACUUCUUUUAUUUUUGAUCUCCUGCUGGCACACUUUUGCAGAGAUAUGCAGAAAAGCUGAAUUUUGGACAAAUCGAGGAGUGACACACAAGUUCCUAUAGCUUGACAAAAUAAUAUCAUGGAUCUGGGCAUGGGAAGCGAGAAAGCAGCCGCAGAGAUUCAGUAUGGAUCCAGCUUCCAGUCCAACCGCAGUGGGCAGACCGUCACUUAUCUGGGGAAGUUUGCCUUCGACACUCCUCCGUCAGGUGGCAUUGGUGGCUCCGGCUGGUGCUCUGAUAACAAUAUUAUCAGUCUUGUCAGCGCGGGGAUCCUGGGCGUCUCUCCAUCACCCGGCACGGUAACGACGCAGACAUCGUCCUCCGCAGCCAGCAUGGGCGGACAGACGUCAGAUAUGGAGCAGGUAUAUGGUCCGCCACUGCCUGCCUAUUCCACCUGCAGUGACCUGUACCAGGACCAGGUCUCCUUCCACCACAGUCCUGCCACCAGCACAGCUCUAGCCUACCCCGGCAAUGACUAUCACUCCACAUCCAAAGCCUCCAUGGAUGGCAGCCUUUUCUCCAUGAUCCCUGACUACAACCUUUUCCACCAUCAAGGGGAGGUCGGCGUGAUGGAGCACAAGCCCUUCCAGACCAUGGACCCCAUCCGAGUCAACCCUCCACCCAUCACACCCCUGGAGACCAUCAGGGCGUUCAAAGACAAGCAGCAGAUUCACCCAGGUUUUAUCGGCGGGCAGCAGCACCCUCCUCAGCACCACCCGCCGCCACAGACUCUCACCCUCAAACCCAUCCGACCACGGAAGUACCCCAACCGUCCCAGCAAAACCCCCGUCCACGAACGGCCGCACGCCUGUCCGGCGGAGAACUGUGACAGACGCUUCUCACGCUCAGACGAGCUCACACGUCACCUUCGCAUCCACACGGGUCACAAACCCUUCCAGUGCCGAAUAUGCAUGCGCUCCUUCAGCCGGAGCGACCACCUGACCACACACAUCCGCACACACACAGGCGAGAAACCCUUCUCCUGUGAGUUCUGUGGACGCAAGUUUGCCAGAAGUGACGAGCGAAAGAGACACGCAAAGGUUCACCUGAAACAGAAGGACAAGAAGCCUGCUGACAAGAGCAGUGGGGCAGCUGGGAGCCACAGCUCGCCACCCAGCUCCUGUGGGGGGCCGACAGUGGGAACGUCAUGACCGUCACUACGUGCACUUGGACUGGACCCUCAACAUUCCCCAUAAAGAGACUUAUGAAGAAGGGAUCACGUCCACUAUGAGAUAAAUAGGUGACUCUUUUAUUCUCUUUUACAUCCCCUGCUCUUUUCAGUUCCUUCUAUUUUGAGAUGGAUGCCUUUAGUUUAAGUAAGAGGGGAAAGGCUGCUACGCCCUUCUCUUUCAAGUAACUCAGAGCCUCAGCUACUGUAACACAGUGCCAACACAAAGAAGGGUACCUUGGCACAUUCUGUCCACAAGGCCACUGUGUAUCUAUAGGUUUUGUGAUGGAGACACGUUUGUAAAUUUUACUGAGAAUUUCUAAAUUGGAAGGAAGCCAGAAUCCAUCAUAUAAGGGUCAAAAAACAGACAAAAUUACAAUGGAGCUUAGUUAAAGGGUGAGUUGUCUGGGAUGUAUGCAUUAAUUUUAUUAGGCUGUUUAAAAGUGCAAUUGGUUAUAUUUGUGUACUGUCAUGGAUUCCUUAUUAGUGGCACUUGACUGUCUUUUUGUUGUUUUUGUUGAGGUGUCGUGUUUUUUUUAAUUAUUAUUUUCUAUUUGAAUGUUGUUUUCUCAAAAGAAUGUGCCAAAUGUAUUGUGGUGAUACAGCCAACCUUGUUCUAAUUAUUGUGCCUGACAUUUGCCAAACAUAGCAGCGAUAUCAGCUUAGCACACAUGUUGAGUUAAAGGAAAGAUCAGAUUCAAACACUCUGUCUCAGAUUUAGAUUUACCUGCACAAUUUGGUUUAGUCUAGAUAAAGACUGAAUGGGUUCCACAAAGCAAACCGAUGUCUUGUCCUGUUACCUGUACUUCUAAAAAACAAACAUGCCUACAGCAAUCAUUGCCUUUGCCAAUACUUAUUUAUUUGUAGUCACUGAGAGACACUGUGUAUUUUUGUUGCCUUUUUUAAAGUGGUGGCUUUAUGUGAUGUUACCAGAUAUAAUUUCUGUUGCUUUUUUUGAAAAGCUCACCAAUACUGUUCAUUUUGUUAAGUUUUCUUGAGUUCUGCAAUUAUAUGCAAUAUAUCCGUGACAUAUGCCACCAUCCCGUAAAUUAAAGAGCACAGUUACACAGACUGAACGACUUAAAUAAAUGACACUGGGUUGCAAACCAGCAGUAUAUAAAAGCAAAGAUGAAUAAAGGAUACACAGUGUAAAAAGACUAUACUACUUGGUUUAAAUCACCAAACAUGAGCAGCAUAUGCGAAGAGAAAAAUUAAAAUGUCCAAAUCCAUGUUUACAUUUUUUCUAAUACAGAGAGACUGAGACUGAGUUGUAAACUAAGGACUUGUUGUUUUUGUACAGUAUACAAACAUGUAUGCAGGUAGCUACAGUAGAAGUUUCACUUUUGUACUCAAAUGUCAAAUGCACCAUAACUCAGUAUUAAAUUGUGCAUAUAUGUGCAUGCCAUCAUGCACACUAUGUAAAUACAAAUGUCUGCAUAAACAAGAACUUUCAAUUGACUGAAUGCUUGUGCGGAAUGUGUCUUAAAGCUUUUAGUAAUGUAGUUAUAAUACAGAAUAUUUUGUUGUCAUAGGCCAUUGCAAAAAUCUUUUGGAGCACUAUAAUGGUGCCACAUAUGGUGUAUUAUCUUCCAUAAAAAGAAAAAAAAGAAUAAUAGCGUUUGCACCAUUUUGUACGUUUUAAAGUGGUAACUGGUUUAAAGAAGCACUAAUGUGUUCUCUGAAUAAACAGCAAGAUUUUUUUACUUUUUGCUUAUCUCCAUUAUAGUCGCAAUCAGUUAUUUCAAUUAACACAUCUUCCCCCAUUGCAUAGAAAACACUGGUUGUUCUGGGAUAGACAGGAGACUAAAUGACUGAUAACAAAAUACAUUGGAGGGCAAUAUAUUUCACAUUCAUUAUUGAUCUUUGUCCUGAUAGAAGGAAAUAGCUCUUAUAUCAUUCAUUUGGUGUAGGCUCACCUCUUCCAUUAGCCUCUAUGGGACCUUUAAAGUUUAUUAUAACAAUUCUGUCAAAUGCACAAUAAUGACCAUGUUUGAUAAAACUUA